Messenger RNA from Dothidotthia symphoricarpi CBS 119687, 1005 nucleotides. RefSeq lists its product as uncharacterized. The transcript has 2 exons. NCBI's taxonomy places the organism in Eukaryota, Fungi, Ascomycota, Dothideomycetes, Pleosporales, Dothidotthiaceae. The coding region runs from base 104 to 778 and encodes 224 amino acids. The record is from RefSeq and is a predicted model, not a curated record.
CGCCAAUUCACCCUCGUUUGAACUUGUUCACUGUAUCAGUCUUUUAAUAAAUCUUGGAGCCAUAUAUAUUUCAGAUAUAAGCAAAGCAGCUACAUAUUUCAACAUGCGUCAAUCAGUUGUCCUCGUUUCUCUGCUAGCCAGCACAACUUUGGCCCAAGAUGUAGUCUCAUUCUUUUUUCCCGGUGGUUACGAAGGGGAUGCUCCUGUCGCCACAAUCAAGACCGCGAAUCCGUCUACUACCGCAAUGCACAUCGCAUGCGCAACAGGAGUUGAUGCCACUGAAUGCGGUUUCGGCACUGGUGUUGACGUCAGAGUCAUCUCUGGCACGUCCUUCGAAGGCACCAUGUCUGCCGAAACCUACACCAUGAGCUACAACUGCGACUACAAUACCAAGGCAGUCGAGAUGACCUGUACUGCAGACAUGACGGGCCAAGACCCCCAAACUGCAGUGCUCUCUGGAAGCGAUGUCGCCUUCGUUCCUGCAACCGUCGUGCAGGGUGCAGAGCUCUUGAAGGAAACUGCAAGUGCAACCGCUGCCAGUGCGACUGCAUCCAUGACCUCAAGUCUCGCCAGCGCUACCAGCACAGGAAUCAAGACAAGUGCCAGUGUGGCGUCGGGUGCAUCUGCGGCCGUGUCGAGUCAUGUCUCUGGUUCUGCAUCAACGCCCACAGCCAGCGGUUCCGCUGCCACUGUGAGUACUGGUGCUGCGGCAGGAUCUGGUAUUGAACGGUCGACCUUGCUUGCUCUGGUCGGUGCUGCUGUUGUUGCUUUGUGGUAGUAGUUAUGUGGAUGAUUAAUGGUUGGAGCUAGUUGCAGCUCAGAAAAUAGGAAGUGGCCAGAUGUUCCAGGCGGCUAUCGUAUGCACAUGCUUCGGAAUCUUUGUCGGUCGGUAGUGGAUGACGAGGAUGGCUGAGGGACAAUCUUUGCAAAGGGUAGCUGAUUUGGUUCUCGACAAAUAUAUCCACUGAGCUUGUAUGGAAAGAGUACUUGCUCACUCGAAACAGU